Messenger RNA from Quercus robur (English oak), 3009 nucleotides. RefSeq lists its product as uncharacterized. The coding region runs from base 1 to 3009 and encodes 1002 amino acids. Lineage: Eukaryota; Viridiplantae; Streptophyta; Magnoliopsida; Fagales; Fagaceae. The record is from RefSeq and is a predicted model, not a curated record. The transcript is spliced from 6 exons.
AUGUCAAUAGAUAAGGCUUGGAUGUUUAUGAAAGAUAGGGGGUCACAAGAAUGGCAAAAUGGUAUGAAAGCGUUUCUAGAUAUGGCUUUUGCCGAAGUAGCAGAGGCAAAUACAAUUCGAUGCCCAUGUCGUAAAUGUGUUAAUGUGGUUCCUAAGACACGUAAUGAGGUAGCACUGGAUUUGUGUAAAUUUGGAAUGGAUCAAAACUACAAGAUAUGGAUCCAUCACGGUGAAGAGUGGUAUGAUGAACCAUCUAAUGAAAAUAGUGGGGGCAUAGAUAAUGAAAGCAAUCAGGAAAGAAGUGAUGAUGCUAGGGCAUAUGAGAUGAUCAAUAAUAUGAUGAGAGCUGAGAACUUGGCUAGUACUACAAUUGGUGGAGAUGAUGAUUUGCAUAUGCGGGAUAGUGAGGAACCAAAUGAUAAUGCUAAGAAAUUCUUACUAUUGUUACAGGAUGCGGGACAAAAGUUGUACCCUGGUUGUAAAAAUUUAACAAAGUUAUCAUUUGUUAUGAGGUUGUUUCAAAUGAAGUGUCUAUAUGGGUGGAGUAACAAAUCAGUUGAGGGAUUACUUGAAUUUUUAAGGUUUUCAUAUCCUGAUGGCAAUUUGGUUCCUGAGUCAUUUUACAAUGCAAAAAAAAUGAUUCGGGAUUUAGGACUUGACUACGAAAAGAUUGAUGCUUGCAUUGAUGAUUGUGUGUUGUAUCGAAAUGAGUAUGCUGAUUUGGAAAAAUGUCCAAGAUGCAAGAAGUCUAGAUGGAAAUCGAAUGAGAGUAAUGGUAAUAUCAUUGGGAAGAAAAAGAACCACAAAAAGGUUCCUCAAAAGAUUCUACGUUAUUUUCCAUUAACCCCUAGGCUACAAAGAUUGUUUUUGACAAAAAAUAUAGCUUCCGAAAUGAGAUGGCAUAAAGAGGGUAGAGUAGAUGACGGUGUGUUAAGGCAUCCAGCCGACUCCAUGGCAUGGAAACAACUAGAUGAGGUUCACUCUUGGUUCGCAUUAGACUCUCGUAAUGUUCGACUUGGCCUUGCAAGUGAUGGGUUCAACCCCUAUGGGGUUAUGAGUUCAAGCCAUAGUACAUGGCCUGUUAUGUUAAUUCCAUAUAACUUGCCACCAUGGAUGUGCUUGAAGCAACCUUUUUGGAUAAUGUCCAUGAUUAUACCUGGUCCUACAUCACCUGGAAAUAACAUUGACAUUUAUCUACAACCAUUAAUUGAUGAAUUAAAUCAAUUGUGGGAAAAUGGUGUCGAGACAUAUGAUGUCUCAUUGGGGCAGAAUUUUCGUUUGCAUGCAGCAAUUUUAUGGACAAUCAAUGACUUCCCUGCAUAUGCAGUAAUGUCUGGAUGGAGCACCAAAGGAGGGCUAGCAUGUCCAUGUUGUCAUAAGGAUACGGUGUCAUUAAGACUUAAGCAUGGACGAAAGCAUUGUUAUAUGGGUCAUCGCAGAUUUUUAGAAGCUAAUCAUAAAUGGCGUAGGAAUAAAGAAGCAUUUGAUAACACAAGGGAAACAAGAGAAGCACCAAAGCCAUUAUCAGGGGAUGAUGUGAUUGAACAGUAUAAAACUUUUGAGCAAGUGAUCUUUGGCAAAACCACGGGUAAGAGGAAACGAGAUCAAAAGAUAAAGUGUUAUAAUUGGCGAAAGAAGAGUAUAUUUUUUGAUUUACCAUACUGGAAGACAUUGUUACUUCGUCAUAAUUUGGAUGUGAUGCAUAUAGAAAAGAAUAUUUGUGAUAGUAUAUUGGGAACGCUGCUUGAAAUAAAAGGGAAGACAAAGGAUGGCCCAAAUGCACGUCAUGAUCUUAAAGUAAUGGGAAUUAGAAAAGAUCUACAUCCAAAACGUAAAGAAUUAACUGUUGAAGCAUUGGACCAAAUAGAUCAUCAAAUUGCAGAAACCCUCUGUAGAUUGGAACAAGUAUUUCCACCUUCAUUCUUUGAUGUUAUGAUGCACUUACCGAUUCACCUUGCAUAUGAAGCUAAGGUGGCAGGACCUGUGCAAUAUAGGUGGAUGUAUCCAAUUGAGAGAUAUUUACGCACGUUAAAAGGGUAUGUGCGUAACAAAGCUCAUCCAGAAGGAUCAAUUGCUGAAGGGCAAAACUGCAUGUUUGAAGCUCUUUGUAAUUCAGAGCUCCAAAUGGCACAUCAUUACAUUUUAACCAAUUGUGAAGAAGUUUCUCCAUGGGUUGACGAACAUAUUAGGGAGCUUACAUCAAUAAACCCUCGAAAUGUAGAACAAAGACACAAAGAACAAUUUUCAAAGUGGUUUAAGUCUCAAAUUGAACAACUUUAUGACAAUCAGGAUGAACGGAUAAAUGAACAAAUUUUAUCAUUAGCUCGAGGGCCAGAUUCUUGUGCACGAGUUUAUUCUCAAUACACUAUUAAUGGUUUCUUAUUUCGUACAAAGGAAAGUGAGCAGAUGUUAAAAACCCAAAAUAGUGGUGUGGUUGUGAAAGGUGAUGAAAGUACGGGGUAUAUAGAUUGGUUUGGUGUCAUUAAAAAGAUUAUUACUUUAGAUUAUUUGGGAAGUAAUGAAGUUAUUCUGUUUAAAUGUGAUUGGUUUGAGGUGCCACCUCAAGGUAGACACCAAAGUAGAGGGUAUAAGAAGGACGUGUAUGGAUUUAUCAAUGUUGACACAACAUGUCUUCACUACAAGGAUGACCCUUUUAUCUUAGGAAUUCAAGCAGAACAAGUUUGUUAUGCUAAGGAUGUUGAAAAUCCAAAUUGGUGUUCUGUGAUAAAGUUGAGACCAAGAAACCUCUUUGCUAUGCCAAAUAGGGAGCAAGAAGUAGAUGAUGAGAAUGAUAAUUCUAAUUUUGAGCCUUAUGAAUUGAACGAAGUUCUAAGAAGUCAACAUGAUAUGGGUGGUAGUGAAGAAGGUUCUGAAGACAUGACUAGCUGGUGUAGAAGUGAUAUGGAGGGAUUGGGUAUUGAAGUAAGUGUUGAUGAAAAUAUUCACUUGGAAGAUGACCUUUUGUCUGACAAUAAUGAGACUGAUAUCGAAGAAGACGAUAAUGUUUAG